GUGCCACCCAGGAGUGAAGGAUGCUGCUCUGGGUGUUCUUCCUCGUGGUCCUUACCCUCAGCAGUGGCUCCCACUGCUCCCCACCCUCCCUGUCCCUCAGGAUGCGGCGGUACACAGAUGCCAUCUUUACCAACAGCUACCGGAAGGUGCUGGGCCAGCUGUCUGCCCGCAAGCUACUCCAGGACAUCAUGAGCAGGCAGCAGGGAGAGAAAAAUCAGGAACAAGAAGCAAGGGUGCGGCUUGGCCGUCAGGUGGAGAGCUUGUGGGCAGACCAAAAGAAGAUGGCACUGGAGAGCAUCCUGGUGGCCCUGCUGCAGAAGCACAGCAGGAAUUCCCAAGGAUGAAGAUUCUGCCUGUGCUUUAUGCUACCCGUAGCCAAAACACAGCUGAAUCCAGUUAAUCCUAUGAAUCUCUGACUACUUUUUCCUACGUAAAUAAAUAAAAUCCCCCCAUACUGGUCUGCAUUU
Trichechus manatus latirostris (Florida manatee) is the source of this 467-nucleotide messenger RNA. It is a transcript of the gene GHRH, whose product is annotated as growth hormone releasing hormone. Gene Ontology annotation, cellular component: perikaryon; terminal bouton; extracellular region. The record is from RefSeq and is a predicted model, not a curated record. Gene Ontology annotation, biological process: positive regulation of cell population proliferation; positive regulation of growth hormone secretion; positive regulation of multicellular organism growth. The coding region runs from base 21 to 344 and encodes 107 amino acids. NCBI's taxonomy places the organism in Eukaryota, Metazoa, Chordata, Mammalia, Sirenia, Trichechidae. The transcript has 4 exons. Gene Ontology annotation, molecular function: growth hormone-releasing hormone receptor binding; neuropeptide hormone activity; peptide hormone receptor binding.